Synchiropus splendidus (mandarinfish) is the source of this 6407-nucleotide messenger RNA. It is a transcript of the gene cnih2, whose product is annotated as cornichon family AMPA receptor auxiliary protein 2. NCBI's taxonomy places the organism in Eukaryota, Metazoa, Chordata, Actinopteri, Syngnathiformes, Callionymidae. Gene Ontology annotation, biological process: regulation of AMPA receptor activity; vesicle-mediated transport. The transcript is spliced from 6 exons. The record is from RefSeq and is a predicted model, not a curated record. The coding region runs from base 875 to 1357 and encodes 160 amino acids. Gene Ontology annotation, cellular component: synapse; dendrite.
UUUCCCUCCCUGAGAAAGAGAAGGAGGUAGACGGCAACUGUAGACUCAGGAAUCCAAUUCAGGUCUGGUGUGUUCAGGAGAACAACAGAGAGGACCAAACAACUUUCAAAGGGAUUAUCUGACAGAUCUCACUGUCAGUGCAGAUGCAGCUCACCACCUAGAUAGAUGUUCUGCAGGUGGUUGCUCCUCACUCAAGCUUGCAUGCUCAUGGAGAAAUCUGAGAGAAAAAUGCUCGGCACACUUCUCUAACAUGGUGUCGACCCAAAUUGAACGAGACGAGGACAGAGCGGACUUUUCUUUGGCAGAUGCAUCUCCGAGCAGAGCCAGGUAUAUUCUUCUAAAUACCAGUCAUGAUAUCGGUCCGCGCUGCCUGAAACUGUUAUCGUUUGUAACUCUCUGUUUAUAAUUACCACUGCCACUCUUCUUGUAAUAUACUUUAGGAGAGCUCAUGUGGAUGUGAGUUUUGCUCUCAAGUAGGUGAAUGUGUAGAGUCAUCUGAAAGCCAUAGAGCGACUACUAAACCGCUUCAAGCCAUGCUCCCUUUUGUGGUGCUUUGCUGUGCGUGAACACACAUGUUGAGUUUGAAAGUCCAACUUAAAAUAAAAUAUGAGGAGCAGGAGGAGACUGACAUUCUACCUUGUGGACUCUGACUGAAGCACAAGGAGCAGAAUCGGGCUUCCAUAAAUCCAACAAGAGGAGGUAGUGGACAAGAAAAAGUUGGCCAGGUAGGCCAGUCCAGAAACACCCUAGGGGGUCAGAUAAAAGACAGCAACCUCCACUCAGCGGGGGGCAAUCGCCAAAGAGAGGCAGAGAACAGGGGACAUUCCCUUUCUCUCUCUCGACCCUACCCACCAUCAGGCUGGCCGGCUCAGCCAUGGCGUUCACCUUUGCGGCCUUCUGCUACAUGCUCACCCUGGUUCUGUGUGCCGCCCUCAUCUUCUUCGUCAUUUGGCAGAUCAUUGCAUUCGAUGAGCUCCGGACAGAUUUCAAGAACCCCAUCGAUCAGAGCAAUCCCACCAGAGCGAGAGAAAGGAUUCUCAACAUUGAGCGAAUCUGCAACCUUCUCCGCAGACUGGUGGUCCCGGAGUACUCCAUCCAUGGACUCUUCUGUCUGAUGUUCAUGUGUGCUGGAGAGUGGGUCACGCUUGGUCUCAAUAUCCCUUUGCUCUUCUACCAUCUGUGGAGGUUUUUCCACCGGCCAGCUGAUGGGUCAGAGGUCAUGUAUGAUCCUGUCAGUGUGAUGAAUGCAGACAUUCUAAACUAUUGCCAAAAGGAGUCCUGGUGUAAACUUGGAUUUUACCUGCUGUCUUUCUUCUACUAUCUCUACAGUAUGGUGUAUGCCUUGGUGAGCUUCUAACACAGCAGGAGGAAAGGCUCACAGAAGAAGACAUCAGCUCUCCCUGCCUCCUUGUAUCCAUCCCAUCACUGGCUUGUAUUCACAGCAGUCGGAACCAACAAGACCAAUGUGAGCGAUGAUGUGAAUGUAAAGGUGUUUGGUCACUGCUCCGUCUCAGUCAUCGAGGGUCUAAAAUCUGAGACACCGAAGUUCUUUGUGUUGCCUUUAAUCCAUGAUAUUAUUUAUGAAUAUCUCUGAAGGGCUGGACUCACCCAUCGCUGCUCUUAUUGAUCCAGUCUGGCCACUCACUGUGAAUCUCCAAACACUUUUGGGGCAGGAAAAACUGAGUUGAAUAGAAAUCUGUUGAAUUUGUAUUCUAACAAUAAAGUGUUAUUAUAGCAUGCUCUUUAGAGAGCGUGACAAAUGUUUCGCACACCAAUACGAGCACUUAUGCCACAGAUCGCAUGUAUAAAUGGGCUAACAAAGUGGCCUGGAUAGAUGUCCCACCUUUCAUCAAGCUAAAGUCAUUGACUGAGGGUUCUCCACACUGGUUCAAUGACAGGAUGAGGAAUUAAUUCAUGCACACCGUCUUUGGUCAGGCAGCUGUGUCGUACAUGGAUUACAUGGUAAAAGUACACGCCAUGCUCAGUCUUGCCUCCUGAAUAAAGUGGAUGCUGUUGAAAGCACCGGUGGACACGAUCCUUGCUGUGCUUUCAGCUGCAGCCAGGUGGGAGGGAGAUGUUUUUGAGUAGGCUGAUAAGAGCAUCUUUCAAACUGACGGUGCGUGCCUCCAGAAAAACUACCGCCUUACCUUCUCGCCGCAGUUUGACUGUUCCAACAAGAGGCUAAAAUCAACUGAGAAGCACUCAAAGCUGAUCCAUGAAUUGACAGCGGCGGGUCAUGUGAGCUUUUCCCAUCUUCAGUUAGUUCGGCCUUGUUGAACUUUCAGUUUCAGGCAGUUACAAACCCUUACUAAAAUGUAAUUGAAUCAGUUGAAUAUUAUUUCUAUGCGUUUCCUCCUCUCUGUACUUGGCACCAAAACAAUUUAUCUUCAAGAUACAAUGUAAAUUAAAAUGCUACGUGAUUUUUAGCAAGCAACAAACAACUGUCCACCAGUCACGUGGCGGCAGAUGGCAGUUGUCGCUGAGCCAGAAUCAAUCUGGAAGUAAGGGACAACCCUGACAUCCAUCAGUCACAGUCUGCUCACUCGACCGCCUGAGAUGGUUCGGCCCAAAAUUGAUUUUCCACGUCUUUGGGGACUGUAUCGAAGCUCACUCACAUCAUCUUUGCCCAACCAAAAGCCAAGCCGGAAGGCAUUUGCAGGGGCAAACAGGGAGUGCGUCCCUUUUCUUCCCUCUGACUUCUGCGCUCCAUGUUGGUGAUCUGUGGGCAUUUAAAAACGUCUGUAGUUAUAAGGACCUAUCUGUGCUACUUUCAUGCUUGAAAAUACAACACAUGAAGUCUGAAAAGCAAUGUGCCAAAAAUAUGUAACUCAGAUGAAUGGAAGACAUAUUCUGUGUUAAACAAUAGUCUUUUUUUCUUUUUUAACCAAACUAUGUACUUCGUAACAUUAUUCCUGUUUCCAAGUGAUGUUCAUCAGCUUUUUUACACACAUUCAGUGAGGCAUAUUUAUUCUAUUGGAGUCAAUGACUUUGUGUAGAAAAGCAAUUCAAGUCACACAAGCAAUGUGGAAGGUUUUUCCUGUGGUAAACUAUCAGAACCCACAGGCUUGGCUUCUCACCGAGGUCUCUGUGUUCACUAGUUUGAUCCAUUUGUGGUAAAUAAUUAUUAUCGGCAAUGGAAGGAAAAUGUUAGUUUAGUUUAGUUAGUUUUAAUGAAUGCUCUUGUUACAUAACGCUUCGGAACAAACUGCAGCCUUUUGAAGUGCAUCACAGACAAGUAGGUCGCUGUAUAGUCAUAUAAACUGUGGCGCCAUCAACUCUGUACUGAUGGAUAUUUUUUGAUACGACAGGGAAUUUUAUUUUCGCUAGUUGUUUAAAGAAGUAAGCAUCCAUUCAUCCGUUUUCUUUCACCCCACACACCAGCUAUCAUUGACCCGCUCGACAGAUUUUUAAACAUCAGUGGAGAUUUAUUUGAAAAGUCUUGAAUAAAAUAAAGUCCAUAUUCAUUCACGCUAUCUUUUUUUUUUUUAUCUGGUCAUGUUGCCUGUGAGGGUCACAUUGAUACUCACCACCCAGUUUGGAUCUGAAAUGAUCUCUCGAGAAUUGACUCAUAGAUGUUGAAAAAUUAAGCAUAUAAAAUAAGUUAUACAUGGAAUAUUUUGAAUCCGGUUACAUACAUCCGGUUACAUUGCUUUUGAAUUAUAAACACCCAGUUUGUGCUAAUGUAGCUAAGCUACCAAUCACACGCGUUAAUAAUCCUGCAUCCUUCAUCAUCACUCCUUUCCCAGUGGUGGACAGUGGGAUCUAUAGAAACCUCGGGAUCAACCAUUUCCGGACCUCUGCAUAUGGACUGUUAUUCAUACAGACUGCUAUUUAAAAAGGGAUCACGUUUCAUCAACCCAGAACACACGAAUCUCUCUGCAUAUUGUGUUCUUGGUAGGGAUGUCCCGAUAUCACUUUUUUGCUGAGCGAGUACGAGUACUGACAUUUGACUACUUGCAGAUAUUGAAUACUGAGUAGUACUUAAUAAUACUAAUUUAAAUACCGUAAUUUCGAGACUAUAGAGCGCACCGGAAUAUUAGCCACACCCACUAUCUUGUUCAUACGUAAGCCGCACCGGUCUAUAAGCCGCAGGUUCAGUGGUGCUGUCUGCACUGUAGACAGGUCAGUGGUGCACUCAGCAUCAAAACUAGUUUUGAAAACAGGGUCCAGCAUCCAGAGUGAGGAAAUAGCGGAAACAAGCUGUGUAAAUACGGAGUGUCUUGAUUUUUCCACGCUGCUCUCACUAUAGACAAGGUGCAGCUCUCCAGCCGGGAUCAAGUCAGUGGUCAAAACCCGACUUGCUUGUGUUCAUGUCGGACUUUUGAGCCGAAAGCGCUUCAUCUUGAGACAGCGUCUCACAUCUUUUAUUCGCAUUAAAUAACUCAAAAUGCGCUGUUUUCGCCCGCAUGCCCAAAGUUCCGACAGCACUGCCGGUAUCAGCGGCUGCUUCUCGAUACCCGACCUUUAGGAGAUCGGCUCUGCUGCCGGAGCUGUGGACAUAUGGGUGAAAACAGCGCAUUUUGAGUGCUUUAUGGGUAAAUCCAAUUUCAUAGAUUUCAUUGCUUCUGAGUUCAUCUGAUUUCAGCCUGUAAAAAUCCAUAUAUCAGCCGCGCAGUUGUACAAGCCUCAGGGUUCAGACCGCGGCUUAUAGUCCGGAAAUUACGGCAAUAAUAAAAGAAUGAACGAACAUGACACAACUGCCACUUUAACAUUUCAAGUUUAGCCUGGGUAGUCUGUGCAUGUGCUGCAGUACAAUAUAGAAGAUCCUGGUACUGCCAACUGGUUUAUGUACACAGUGUUCCCUCGCUUAUCAGAGGGGUGAUGUUCCGGGAACACGCGCGACAGUUGAAGCGCCAUAGUGAAGAGAAGUAUUGUAGAAGCAGCCUAAUGAAAUCUCAGGAUAGCGCGGGUUUGUGCAGAUCAUCAGAUCAAAUCAGAGUCUCUGUAACUACUAAUGUCAUUAUCGAAGGCUUAAAACUACAAUCAUGACAAAAUCCUCGAGUGUCAGAGCCAUUUCUCUUGCAGCAGCUGAUCAAAGUCUCAUCGGUGCAGAUGCAUGGGUGGGUGAACUGUUGAGUUUCUCCUGCUAAAAGUACAAUUCAAACUACGAUCAUGAGCUGUUUUGUCACACAGCAUGGAGUCGCAGUCCAUGUUGUUAGAGUUUUAUUGUGACAAUUUCCAAGGUUCACGUCAGUUUUCACGACUUAUUUCGUGUCUGAAUAAACCUCAGCGGCACGGAGCUCCGUAAAAAAUAGAACGGUCUGCGGACCUCUGCCCGGCGACAGUCAUCGGUGCGCAUCGGGGAGUAUUUACCUACCUACCUGCGAUGGGUAAAAACCUGCAAUGCACUGAAUCUUCAGAAUAUAGCGAGAUAACACUGCAGUAGUAGGUAUUCAGGGCUGUCAUGAGUGAGUAUUGGACCAGUACAAGUACGAAGAACGAGCAAAAUAGCCAAGUAUUGGUGCGAGUGCCAAUACUGGAAUCGAUAUCGGGACAUCCCUAGUUCUUGGAGAGUAUGGGGCUGAUUUACUAAGAUCCCAGUUUGUACUCUUUUAUAUCCUACUGCACACGUAUCUCAGAACUGCUUGUGUGGAACAUGUGCACAAUGUUGGGGAUGUGACUGUUUCAAUUGGUUAGGUGACACGUGGAAAAUGAUACAGGACUUGAUUUAAGCCACAACAGCAUUUAGAACCUGGGACAGCGCUCUUGAAAAAUACGCAACAGCACUUUUACUUUUAAAUGUCAAGCAAAGUUGUUAUUAGGCUUGAUGGAUCAGAUUAUUUAUGAUGAAUAAAUUAGUUUUUUCCAGAAAGUGAGUGUUCACUGCAGCCGGCGAAGGCACGCUCACUUGAAAAAGAAGUUAUUCUGCACUUUCUGACUUCGCUCCUGUUUAAAUACACGCAUAACUUUAGCAGAUCAGCCCCUGCACCUGUACAUCAGCCUUCUGUUGAGAAGGCGGAAUCAUUGAUGUGUCACUUUGGUCUCACUGGUGGAGUCUGGGAGGAAACAGCAAUAUUUACUUGAAUAGUUUGUCAGUGUUCUUUAAUUGUGUGAAGCUGGCGGCAGGAAAUACAACAGGCUGUUCAUGCUGUGCCAAAUGAAAGAAGUUCCCAUCCCAGGACUCACAACUCCACCAACAAUGCGAGAGUGUGCAGAUCGGACAAUCAUUCUCCGAGUGAGGAGAUGGAGGCAAAACCAAGACUCCCUGAUGAAUGUCACUGUAUAGAUGCUCAGAACAAAGCAUUUUAGAUAGACAUGUAUUCAGUGAAUCUAUUUGGAUCUGUCUUUUUUUAUAUUUAGGAUAACUGUAAACUAUUGUUCUGUUCGGUGGAUUACUUUUUAUUGACUACAUAAUUAUGAGCACUUCAUAACCAACUUGUGUAUUCCAAUAAAACAUUAUCGCAUCA